AUGAAUGAGAAUAUAUGUAACUAUCAUGGGAAUAAUAGAAUAGAAAAAAGCUUUUUAAUUAACACAAAUUUAUGUAAUGAUAUAAAUAAUACAAAUAAUUUAUAUACAUCAAAUAUGUUUGGCAAUAAUACUAGGGAUGGAACUUACGCAUAUAACAAAAGACAUUCUAAUAUCCACAAUAGUAACAAUGUUAAUAAUAUUUCCAAUCAUGUGUUUGAUUCCUCACUUAAUGAACUGGCAUAUAGCCAAGCAAGUGGGAAUCAUAUAUUAACAAAUAAUUUUAUAUACCCUAAAAAUAAUACACAUGAAAAUAAUUUAAAUUAUGGGAAUAACGUAUUUAAUGCAUAUCGUUCCAAUAAUCUUCCUUCAAAUUAUGAAAAAAAUAUAUGUAUGCAAUGUACAUGUUUUAAUAAAAAAUCUUCUGAAAUAAAUCUUUUUAAUGAUGAUAUAAAAAAUGCACACAGUAAAAAUAUUUACAGCAAGCCAUUUGACACUUCCUCUUUGAACUGUACAAUUUGCCCCGGAAACGCAAGUACCUACUUAAAUACAAACAUAGGCAAUAAUACGUUAAAGAAUUAUGGCCCAUUAAAUGAUGGAAUAAAAAAUGGGAGUAUAAUUCCGAUUAUUGCAAACGAAUAUUUUGCAAGUCAUUUGAAACCGAAUAUUAAUGAAAACAUAGAUCAUAGUUUUUUCCAAACUUAUAAUCAAAAAAUACCACUAAAUUUAAAUAACACAUUGAGUCGAAGUAUAAGUCAGCCUUCUAUUAUUCCGAAUAUAAAUCAAGGAGAUGAAAAAAUAAGAUCGAAUCUGAGUGUUCAUUCUAUGGGUAGUAAUAAAAUAAAUAAUAAUGAUAUUUAUUUGUAUCCUAACAUUUUAAAUAAUAACCAAGCUGGAACUGAUAUAUAUAACAAAAUUAAUUAUGAUGCCUUAAAUAAUAAUUAUAUAAAAGAAGGACAAAAUAAUCAAUUUAUUGACAAUUCAUUAUAUUAUCCAAAUAUAAAUAAUUGCUUAUUAAAUAUGUCUGACAAUAAUCAAAAGAAAAUUAUUAAUGGAAAAAGAGGGAGCCUCAUUAAUACCUCUUCUCUCAAUUUUCCUCAAAAUAGCAUAGUCAAUACAAACAUAGCCAAUACAAACAUAAACACUGCUAACAUCGCCAACAUCGCCAACAUCGCUAAUAACAAUCGAAACGUAAUAAAUUGCAUAAAUAACAGUCUUAUUAAUAAAAACACACAAUAUGUUGGAAAUGGUCCUGAAAUAAAUAAAGACACUUCGAGAGGAUAUAUAAAUGAUCCAACAAUGGAAAUGAAUAUGAAAUAUAUUAGAAAUGUAAAAGAAAAUAUAUUUCCUAAUUUAGUUAGAACAUAUCCCGAAGGAAAUAUAAAUAUAAUGGCAUUUGAUAAUAAAAAAAAACAAAAUAAUAAUUUAACAGAAAAUUUAUAUACAUGCAAUAUAGUGAAUAACAAUACAUAUAAAGGAACCAACUUAAAUAGUGACCCACGAUAUAAUAAUAUAUAUAAUACAAAUUAUAUGGAAAAUAUAUAUAAUAAUAACAAUAAUAAUAACAAUAAUAAUAAUCAAUAUGGAAAAUCUAAUAUAUAUAAAAUGGGAAAUGUAAAAAAUGGCAAUCCAUUAAUUUGUGGAAAUAUUAGUGGUUUUAAUAGUCGUGGGAAUUUUAUAAAUUAUUAUGCAAAUAAAGAAUGUGAAAAUGAGAAUCAAAUGGUUAUAGAAAAUAAUUCCAAUAUUAUUAAUAAAUAUAACAAUUUAAAUAAACAAAAAAUGUUAAACAAAACAGGUAGCAACAAUUAUAUGGACCAUACUAGCUAUGACAAUAAUAAUAAUAAUAAUAAUAAUAAUAAUAAUAAUAAUAAUAGCAAUAAUAAUAAUAAUAAUAAUAAUAGCAAUAGCAAUAGCAAUAGCAAUAGCAAUAGCAAUAAUUUUAUUUCGGAAAGUAAAAAUGUAAAUAAUUUUUCUGUGAAUAUAAACCAUGAUUAUAAAAAUAAUACAAAAUUAAAAAAACAUAAUCGAAGAGGAAGACCAAGUAGAAAUAACAUUUUAGUAAACGACGUAUCUCAAACAUCUCCAAUAUAUAAUGGAAAAGAAAAUGAGUCACAAAUUAAUAAUAAUCAUAAUGAAAUGAAAAUAUAUCAUAAUUCAAAAAGUCGAAAAAAAAGAGAAUCAGCAAAUAAAGAAUGUUAUAGAAACAGUUUUGAAAAAGAAGAUGAUGAUGAAGAAGAAGAAGAAGAAAAUGGUGAUUCUGGAAAUAUUAAUAAAAAAAGUUAUAUAAAUUCUUCAAAAAAAAAAAAAAAAAAUAUAAAUGAUCAAAAUUCAUAUAUAUCAUCAAAUGUGUCAAUUUCAUCUAAUUCGUCUUUUUUAUCUGAUUCAUCUUUUUUUACUAAUGGAGAUAAUGAAAAUGAAAGAAAACGAAAAAGAAGUGAAAAUGAAUCACCAAAUAAUAAUUUUUAUAAUAAAAAAAAUAAAGUUAUAGAAAUUAAAAAAAGAAGACCAACUGUUAUAGAUUUCCUAAAUGAAAAAUGGAAUAAAAAUUCUGAAACACAAAAUGUUAGAAGUUAUUCAAAAGAAUAUGAAGAAAAUGAACCUCAUGAAAAUAGUUGUAACACAAAUUUAGAGAGUAUAGAUUCAGAAACAGAUAUUAAUGAUAGUGAAAUUGAAUCAUCAGAAUGUAGUAGUAAUAUUAUAGAAAAUGAAAAAGAAGAUAAAACCGAAUUUUCUGUAACAGAUGAAGAAUUGACAGAAAAUGAUCAACAGCAAAAUAUAUAUAACCAAAUUAGUCAUGUAAAAAAAGAAAAAUCUAAUAAUAGUGACGAUGACGAUUCGGUAGAAAAAAAUGAAACAGAAAAUGGGGCGGAAGAUGUAACUGACGGAGCGAAAUCAAAAGUUAAGGGGAAAAAGGGAAAGGAAACAAAUUUAGAGAAUUAUGAUAAAGUAAAGAAAGAAAAAUUACUAUUUGAAAAAAAAGAAAAAUAUAAAAUUGGCAAAAGUGAAGGGGAAAGAAUAAAUGACAAUCAAAAUGACGAUAAAAAUGGAGAUAAAAAUGGAGAUAAAAAUGGAGAUAAAAAUGGAGAUAAAAAUGGAGAUAAAAAUGGAGAAAAUGACGAAAAAUUUGAAAGCGAAUAUAAUGAUAAAACAAAUAAAAAUAUUAAAAGUUUCAGUCAACAUCUAUGUUGUGAUGAAUCAUCAAAUGGAGAAAGUAAAGUAGAUGCAUCUAUGGAAUCAGACUCAUAUUAUAGUUCUGAAUAUUCGUCAGAAUAUUCUUCAGGAGAUGUAACGAGAACAGAUAGUUCAAGUCAUAAUGAUAAUACAUCUAAUAUAGAUGAAAAGAUCGAAAUGUGUGAUAGCCAAAUAAAUGAUUGUCAAAAUGAUGAUUCUGGUAUGAAUACUAGUAAUAUUGUAGAUGUAGGCAAAAAUGAAAAUAGAGAAAUCACUAAUCGUAUAAACGAAAAAGUGAACAAAUAUGCAAAAAGUAAUAGUAUUAAUAAAAUUGAAAAUAUAAUUGAUCAAAAUUUUGUUAAUUUAAAUAAUAUUUUUAUUCGAAUUUGCAGCAUAAAAAAAAUGAUAGAAGAAAACAAAAUAUGUGAUAACACUGAAAUGGUAAAUGAUAGCCAUUGCAAAAAUGGUCCAAACAAAUUUUGCAAAAAUGGUCCAAACAAGUUUUGCAAAAAUGGUCCAAACAAAUUUUGCAAAAAUGUAAUUGAUAGCAUAAAAUGUUAUAAGAAUUGUUUAGAAAAUGAAGUAGACAAUAAUUGUUGUUUAGUAAAAGAUGAUAAUUAUAUUUAUACAAAUUUAAAAAAUAUAAAAUAUAUAAAUAAAGAAUUAAUAUUAAAUAAAUUAAAACUAAUAUUCCUUUAUAAAGGAAUAAAUAUAUAUGAAUGUAUAAUUCUAUUUUCUUAUUUAUUUUAUAAAAAAUCAAAAUAUUUAGAUUAUAACAAAGUAUAUUUAUAUAAUACUAUGAAAAAAUUAUCUCCAUGCUUAUGGGAAUUGAACAAGAAAUGUAAUGAUAUUGAAAUGAAAAUAUUAUUUUUUUUUAUAAGCAAAAUAUUUAUUUUGCAUGAUUAUUUUAUUUUUAGAAUUAAUAUAUUUUUUUUUAAUUGGUUUAUAUUACAUUUAUAUAAAAUCAAAUUAAAGAAUAUAUCUUAUUUAGAAGAUAUAAAUAUAUUAAUAAAUAUCAUGUCUGGUUUCUUAUCAAAUAAAAAAUUUUUAAAUUAUUCUAUUUUAUUUGUAAUAAAUAUAGUUCUUCACAAAAAUUAUGGAAAAUCAUUAUAUACAGGCUUGAAUUAUCCCUAUCUUUGUGCAUUGUAUUUACACUUUUUUUCAAAGACAAUUUGUUUAUCGCGUCAAGUUAGAAAAUUUGUUAAGUCGUAUGAAAAGGGGCUCAAAAACGGUAGCAUUGGCGAUGGCAUUGCAAACAACGCUGCAAAUAACGUUGCAAAUAACGUUCCAAAUAACGUUCCAAAUAACGCUCCAAAUAACGUUCCAAAUAACGUUCCAAAUAACGUUCCAAAUAACGCUCCAAAUAACGUUCCAAAUAACGCUCCAAAUAACGUUCCAAAUAACGCUCCAAAUAACGUUCCAAAUAACGCUCCAAAUAACGUUCCAAAUAACGCUCCAAAUAACGUUCCAAACAACGCUGGCGAUAACAAACAAAUACAUUUCAGUUUUAUUGAAGAUGGGAUAGAUAAUAUGAACACAGAAAGGAGUAACAAAUUAUAUGAUGUAAGUGUGGAUGUUAUAAGAAAUAAAAGAAAAUGUCAAAAUAUACGAAAUAUCAAUUCCAAAAUUCAAGGAACUGAAAAAUUAUUUUCUCCUAAACAAGAUUUAAUCAUCCUUUAUAUAUUAUAUAUGGCUAAUAGUAACUAUUGUAUAUAUGUAAAUAUAAUUAGACAUAUAUUUUCAAAUAUAAUAAAUUUAAAAAUAACUUAUAAUUUUUCAAAACUAAAAGUAAAGAGUCGAUAUUUUUAUAAAAAAAUUAUUAGAUCUUUAAAUCAUGCAAAAAAAUAUUUGAAACAAUUAAAUAAGAGAAAUAAAAGGGGAAGACGAAAAAAAUGUGAAGAACAAGAUUUAAAAAAAGAUGAAAAAAUAUUAAAAAAAAAAAAAAAAAAAAAAAAUGAUAUAAAUUAUUCUCAAACAAAUCUAUAUAAUUCAUAUGAUAAAUUUACAAAUGAAAAUUAUUCUUUUAUUUAUAUAUUUAUUGGAUUAUUGAUUGAACAAAUUUCUUUUAAUUUUAAUGAAAAUAUAUCUUUAUAUUUUCAAAAUGAAAAAAUACAAAAUAUUUAUAAAAAUUUAUUUUUCCAAUUUAAGGGUUAUACAGAUAUUACAUUUAAAUAUAUCAAAUUUUAUUCUAUAAAUCUUAUUAAAAAAUAUAAAAAUAUAUGGUUACGAAAUGUAUUUAAAAUUGUUAAUUUAAAGAAUAAUGGAACAGGAUUAGAUGAUUAUUUUUUGGAAAACCCUUUUGUAGAUAAUACAAAAAUAUGUCUUGCUCAACAAAAUUGUUUUAUAAAUUCAAACGAUACCAAAAUAAACUAUGAUUUUAUGUUAAAAACAGAUGAUCAAUUUAAAAAUUUUGGUGAUAAUUAUGAUAAAAAUAGUGAUAUUGCAUCUUAUAGUACACUUACAAAAGAUGAUGAUACAGAAUAUUUACAACAAUAUGAUGAAAAUAAUAAUUCAUCUCUUUUAAAAAAAAAAAAAAAAAAAAAAAAAUCAUCUCUACUUUCAAAUUUUGAAAAAAAAAAUAAAAAAAUAUAUUAUUUUAUGAAUAAAAGUUUUGUAAAUAGCACUUUUUAUAUAUUGUCUAAAUGUUUGAAAACUUUUAAGAGAAGUAACAUAUUUAGUGUAGUAUUCGAUUUAUUAUUUUUAAGUUUUAUAUAUCAAAUAAAAAAGGAAGAAUUAUCAUCUUUUCUAUGUUACACAUUUUCAAAUGACUAUGAAUUAAGUGAAAUUAUUAUAACCAUAUUAAUUAGACUUGACACAACUCGGAUAUAUUUACAAAAUAUUUAUUUUUUGAAUUAUUUUUUGAAGAGAGAUAAAAUUAUGACACGAAAUGGAUGUAGUAUAGACAACAAGUAUUACAAUUGCAUUAACUUGAAAGAGGUCGAGAUAAGUUUAGCGGAUAUAUAUUCUUUUUAUUUUUCUCAGUGCACCAAAGGAAGCAAAAUUGAAAAGAUAAAAAAUGAACUAGGCAAACAAGUAAAUUAUUUUGAUAAGCGAUUAUACACAAAACCAUGUAAAUGUAUGUUUUUGUCAUAUUUAAUAUUUUUUUCUUUAAUUUUUAAAAAUUUUAAAAUGUAUUUUAUGCAUUUCACUAAAUUUUCAUACACCCUAAAAAAGAAAGAAAAAUCUAAAAAUGAAAUAAAAAAUGAUGAUACAAAUAUAAAGGAAAUCACUUAUAUAAAAAAUGAACAAAAUAAUAAACCAUUUAGUGAAGAAAACAAAUAUAUAUAUAUAAUGAUAAAUAAUGGAAAAUUUUUAAUCGACCCAAUAAUGUCUUAUAAUUACAUUGAUGAUAGUUGUUAUCAUAUUAUAUCUUCUCCAUUUGACAAUUGGAAUAUGUAUGAUUUGUUUACAAAUCGGACUAAAUAUUUUAAGUUGGAAAAUUGUGAAAUAUAUGAUGAAAAUUGUGUGUGUGCAGAAAAUGUAAAAAUAGCUAGCGAUACAGAAAAAAAAUAUGAAAUUAUAAAAAAAAAAAAUUGGAAAAAUAGCUAUUUAGAGAAUGGUGAGUCAAAGAUUGAAAGACUUGGUAAAGAACAUGAAGCUAUUAAUGAUUUGAAUAAAAAUUGGAAAAAUAUAAAAAAUAGAGAAUUAAAUCUUGAAGAAAUAAUAAUGAUUAUGUACAAAUACGAUUUAAUUGUGUGUGAACAUGUUUUAGUUUCGUACUUUUUAAUUGAUAAAAAAAAAAAAAAAAAUAUGAUUUGUACAGAAAUUUUGAAAAAAAAAAAAAAAAAUAAUAAAAGCUAUAUAGAACAGGAACUUACUAAUGUAAUAAUUAAUAAACAUAACGAAAUUGAUAAUUUAUAUUUUUUCAAAGAAGAUUUGGCUUAUCAUAUUUUACACGAAUUGUAUAAAUACAAAUCAGGAUAUGAUAAUAUAGAAAUAGGAAAUAUACUUUUAAAAAUAAAUGGAAAAAUUUUUAAGGAAAAUGUUGAAAAUAAAAUUGAGUUUAAUAAAAAAAAACGUAAAAGGAGAAAAAGAAAACAAGUUAUUUCAGAAGGGGAAAAUAAAAAUGAUAUAACAAAUUGUAAUAUUGAUAUGAUUGAACGAGAUCAACGAGAAAUAAUAUACGAAAAAUAUUUACAUGAAAUGAAUAAUAUAAUGAAAUGGAAUAAAAAUAAUAUAGAAUAUAAUAAUAAACAAAAAAAAAACAUAAAUUUAAAGAGACGAAGAAAUAAAUAUACCAAUAUUAUUAUAGAUAUAUAUCCAUUAGUUUUCCUUUCUUUAGUUAAGCUAUUAAAUGGUGUAAUAAUUAUAAAUGAUGAUGUAAAAAAAAAGUCUUUUGAUGUAAAAAAUGAGAUUUUUCCAGUUAACCUUAGUAUAUGUAUAAAUUUUAAUAAAAAUGAAGAAAUUUUUAAAAUACAUGAUACUGAAAUAAAAAAAUAUGACAAAAAUGUAGAAUCAAAAUAUCUUUUUAUGAAAGCAUGUCUGUGUAAUGAAGGUAUUACAGGAACAAAGAUAAACUAUCAGAAUGUUGUGAAUAGAAAAAAUAAGCAUAGCCAAUUUUAUAGUGAACUAAAUAAAAAGAUAGUAGACAGAAAUGAAGAAAAAAAAACAAUUUACCCAAAUGAAAUAACUCAACAAUAUUUAAUUUACAAAGAAAAAGGAAAAGGAAUGUAUCUAAACUUAAUUGUUAAACUUUUAUAUAAAGAAAUAAAAUCUGACUUUUUUCUUGUUCAAGAAUAUUUUGAUGAAAAAAUAUACAUUUAUAGAAGUUUACUAAUUAUGUUAAUUUUGAAAUAUUUAUCUUUUGGUUAUGGUUUAUUUUAUUUAAAAAAAAAAUUUCUUUUUUUUUUCAUUCAAAGAUUAUUUAGAUUAUUAUGUUUUCGUUUGAUGUGCCUUUUUUUAUCAAAUAUUCAUCUAAGCAAAUUGACUAGCGAAAUAAUUAUUAUUGAUGACUCCCUUUUGGUUAGCUCUUAUAUUUCUCAGUUGAAAAAAAAAAAAAAAAAUCAAAUAAUAAGAGAAGAGGAAAAGGAAAUUAAAAAAAAUAAAAAUAAUAAAAAUAAUAAUAAUAAAAACAAUGACUUUCUGCGAAACAAGUCAUAUAAUAUGUAUAAAAAUUAUUCAGAAAACUUUUUUUUCAAUUGGAAUUUUGUUGACGAUGUAAAAUAUUUAGGAAAGGCCAAUGAAGAGGAAGAAGAUGAAGAAGAUGAAGAAGAUGAGGAAGAUGAAGAAGAUGAAGAAGAUGAAGAAGAGGAAGAAGAAGAAGAAGAAGAUGACGAUUUGGAAAACGAUUUAACAUAUGAGUUGAAUAAAUUUAAUGGACAAAAUGAGGAAGAAGAAAUAAAUUUUGAAGGAAAAGAGAUUCGAGAAAAAGAUAAGAAAGAUUGUAAAAAUUAUCAAGGAUGUAAUUAUACAUGUAAUUGUAGAUUGAAUAAAAAUAAAAAGACAAAACAUAUAAUAUAUAAACCAUUUGUAGCAUUUGGUAGUUUAAUAAUGACAAAAAAAGAAGUGUUAAAUUUAGGAUUGUUAAAAAAAGAUGAAAUAAAAAAAAAAGAAAAAAUAUAUAUAAAUAAAAGUAUAUUGAAAAAUAAACAAAAAAUAAAAAAUGCCAAUUUUAAUAAUGGAAUAAAUUUAAAUAUAGAAGAAAAUAAAGAAAAUAUAAAUAUGUCAAUUAUAUCAUUAUUAGAUUUGAUGAAUGCAUUAAAGAAAAAUGGGAAUACAAAUAUGAUAAUAAAUUUUUAUUUAAAUUUAUUAAUUGAAAAAUUUUUAGAAAAAAAAAAAUAUAUACAUAUAGAUGAUAGCUAUUUAAUAAAUAGCUAUAAUGUAAAUUUGGUAAAUCCAUUAAAUAUUGAAAUUAAGAGAUAUUUUUAUAUAUAUGAAAAUAAUUCAAUAAAAAAAAAAAAAGAAUUGAUAAGUAAUGGUUAUAAGUUUUAUUCAUCUGCUUGUACAUUAAAUACAUUUCAAAUUAUAUUUUUCGAAGUUUUAAAAACAUAUUUAAGUUUUAAUAAUAGUAAUUAUCUCGGGGCAUUGAUAUCAAAAAUAGGUCGAUUAAAUAAUAUAUAUAGUGAUAAAAAUAUACAUUUUAAAAUUAAAAUAAAUAGAUUAUUAUGUAAUAAAUUACACACACUAAUGUUGGAACAGUUAAUGAAUAUGAAAUUGAAUAAAAUAGUUACAACAAAUAAAAUAUCAGUGUGUAAGUUUUUUUUUAUUUCACUAUUAGAUGAAAAUGAGAAUCCAAAUUUCUUUUUAAAUCUUCCAUAUCAGAAUGAACAAAAUACAUCUAUAACAUCAAAAGAAAUGCAGAUAUAUGAUCUUCAAAUUAAAUGUGAUAAUUUAUCAGUUACACCACAAUGGCAUCAUAAGCAUCUAACUUUGAAAGAAGAAAAUUAUAUACCAUCUUGUAUGAAUGUAGAAUUAGAGAAAAAUCAAAACCAUGAUUUUAACAUGAAUAAUAAGUUGUAUAAAGAAGGUACAGAAUGUUAUAAAACAAAUUUAUGUAGGGUUCAAAACGAAAAGGAAAUAAUAAAAGGUGGUGGGGAAUAUAAAAGAAAAGAAAAUGUGAAAAGAAUAUGUCUGAGUCGGUAUAACAACAAUGGUGGUAACAGUGGCGGUGGUAACAGUGGCGGUGGUAAUGAUAAUGCUAUUAUAAAUUCGAAUGAAAAAGGAAGAGUUACGAAUGUAAGGAUUAUAUAUAAUAAAAUGUAUAACAUUGAUUAUAAAGAUGAAAGAAAUAAGAUGCAAAUUGUUAAGAACACACAUAUAUAUAUGAAGGAAAAUGAUAUUAACAAAUUAAUUGAUAGCUUUGAAAAAUUAAAUAAAACAAUAUAUGAAUGUAGUAUAUAUAUUUAUAAAAAUAUAUUUAUUAAAGGAAAACCACAAGAUGUAAUAAAUAAACAAAUUUCAUCUAUUUAUUUAUGGUUUCAAAAUUUUAUAAAUUUGUUAAAUUAUGAAAAAGCAGUAAUACAUCAAUUAUAUAAUAAAUAUCAAGGAACUGGUAUUUACAUAAAAAAAAAUAAUAUUUUAAAUAGUCAUAUUAUAAAAAUAAAUUCAAAUAUAUUAAAUGAAAUUGAAGAAAUGAAAAAAAAUAUAGAACCUUACUUACCAAUUAUAGAAAAAAAAUAUUUAUCAUUGAGAUUAAAAGAAGAUGAAAAGACAAAAAAACGUGAUAAUCCUAUCGAAUCAAAUUUAAAACAAAAUGAAAUAGAAGAAGAAUAUCAAAGAAAUUUACCAUAUAAUGAAAAACAAGAAAAUUAUAUUGAAGACUAUAAUCAAGAUUAUACUGAAUUAGAUUCUUUUAUUGAUUAUAAUAUGGAUAAAUCAUCUGGUAUGUUAUUACAAGUUAAACAAAAAAAUAAUAUAAUUCAAAGUACCAAUAAAGAGUUAGAAAAUUUUACUAAUUCAAGUAAUUUAGGGGUUCAUAGAUUAAAUGAAUAUAAAAUUGAUGAAGAUUGGUUAACAUAUAUCCGAUCGCUGAUAUAG
Messenger RNA from Plasmodium yoelii, 10644 nucleotides. Its product is annotated as conserved Plasmodium protein, unknown function. Gene Ontology annotation, cellular component: endoplasmic reticulum exit site; endoplasmic reticulum membrane. The transcript has 2 exons. The record is from RefSeq and is a predicted model, not a curated record. Bases 1 to 10644 code for a protein of 3547 amino acids. Gene Ontology annotation, biological process: endoplasmic reticulum to Golgi vesicle-mediated transport; vesicle cargo loading; protein secretion. NCBI's taxonomy places the organism in Eukaryota, Apicomplexa, Aconoidasida, Haemosporida, Plasmodiidae.